Messenger RNA from Felis catus (domestic cat), 2231 nucleotides. RefSeq names its product olfactory receptor-like protein OLF4. The record is from RefSeq and is a predicted model, not a curated record. Gene Ontology annotation, cellular component: membrane. The transcript has a single exon. Bases 138 to 1064 code for a protein of 308 amino acids. Gene Ontology annotation, molecular function: G protein-coupled receptor activity; olfactory receptor activity. Gene Ontology annotation, biological process: G protein-coupled receptor signaling pathway. NCBI's taxonomy places the organism in Eukaryota, Metazoa, Chordata, Mammalia, Carnivora, Felidae.
GGGACAAAAGGGACAAGAUACUGAAAUGAACUUCUUGACUGCACAAUAUAAAUGGUAGCAUUUCAACUAUGUGAGUAAACUGUUGAUGUGAAAAUUAAUGAUGUCCUUUGCCUCUUUCUGACAGUCAGUGCAACCUCAUGGAACCAAGAAAUAUUACACGGAUAUCAAAAUUUCUUCUCCUGGGAUUUUCAGUGAGACCAGAACUGCAGCCCCUCAUAUUUGGGCUUUUCCUCUCCAUGUACCUGAUCACUGUGUUUGGCAACCUGCUCAUCCUCCUGGCCGUCAGCUCUGACUCCCACCUCCACACCCCCAUGUACUUCUUCCUCGCCAACCUGUCCUUUGUAGACAUCUGCUUCACCUCCACCACCGUCCCGAAGAUGCUCUGGAACAUCCAGACCCAGACCAAAGUCAUAACCUAUGAGGACUGUAUCACACAAAUGAACUUUUUCGUAACCUUUGCAGGGAUGGACGACUUUCUCCUGGCUGUGAUGGCCUAUGACAGGUUUGUGGCCAUCUGUCACCCUCUGCACUACAUGGUCAUCAUGAGCCCCUGGCUCUGUGGGCUGCUGGUUCUGCUGUCCUGGAUCACGAGUGUCCUGUAUUCCUUGGUACACACCUUAAUGGUGUUGGGGCUGUCCUUCUGUACAGAGGUAGAGAUCCCCCACUUUUUCUGUGAACUCAAUCAGAUGAUCCAACUUGCCUGUUCUGACACCUUUCUUGAUAACUUGGUGAUGUAUUUUGCAGCUAUGCUGCUGGCUGGAGGUCCCCUCGUUGGGAUCUUUUACUCUUACUCCAAGAUAGUUUCCUCCAUACGUGGGAUCUCAUCAGCUCAGGGCAAGUAUAAAGCGUUUUCCACCUGUGCAUCUCACCUGUCGGUUGUCUCCUUAUUUUAUUGUGCAAGCCUAGGUGUGUACCUUAGCUCUGCUGCUACCCAGAGCUCACAAUCAAGUGCCACAGCCUCGGUGAUAUACACGGUGGUCACGCCCAUGCUGAACCCCUUCAUCUACAGCCUGAGGAACAGAGACAUAAAGAGGGCUCUGAAAAGAAUCGUUGGGAUCCAGUGAUAUAAGAACCAAUCAUCCAAAGGCUGAAGACAUGACCAUGACUGAAGGACUCAAAUCCCCAGAGCCACGAACUGCCAAUCUUUGAUCAGACUGUGGAAGUAGAAUCUACUCCUUCUAUUUCUUUCUUGGCAUUUUUGAUCAACUUCUCUCUACAUUUAAGGAACUCACUUCAUUAAGCUUCUGCUGUGACUGAAAUACAGACGGUUUCUCCUUUGUCUAUUUUCAGGUGUCCCCAAAGUUUACCCCAACCUUGGGUCACAAAUGCCUGAAAUUUCUGUAUCUCACAUGGGACUAGUUGGAUUUCUUAAAGUUAAUUUCACCUCAAAUGACUUAUACCAUGCAGGAUAAUUUCCCCUAGAUUUCCUGAGAUCGAUAUCAUGAAUUAUAAGCUUCGUACGGAAUAAAGCUACACUUGACCAGUAAGCCAUUUCCAUCAUUUUACUGUCAAGGAGAAUACAAAAGCACAGUUUCCACCUUGAGUCUGUCAGUCUUUUCCUUCACUUCCUUUAGGACUCCACCUGAUGAUGUGGACUCUAACAUUGUUCCAUUCAAGCUCCGGCAAUUCACACCCCGCUCUGGCUAGGAAAGCCCAACCACUCACCCGCACCCAUGAGCUUGUCCACACUCCCACAGACCUUUCCCUGACCACAGCCUAUGCUGUGGCUGCACCUUGGGUUCUUAUUGUGACUGCAGGACACAGGUCAGCAACAUCUAUCGGAGGACUCUAAUAUCCCCAGGUUUAUUACUCAUGUAUCCUGGAGGGCACAUGGGAUGCUCAAAAGCCAUUCUGGGAGGUCUCAGAAGGGGAGAGAGGGUCAAGAGGAAGACAGAGAGAGAGAGAGCCGCUGAGGGAUCAGGCUUUCUCAAGGACCACGGCCAGGGUGGGUAGCUGGUGUUGGGCUCACACGUUCUUGGAGAAUUGUAUUGAGUAGAAUGUGUGGGCUGAAGGGGAAAACCUGAUUCACUCAUGUGUCAGUCUCUAGUUUAUAAAGGGCUUUCUGAAGAGGUACUUUGAGACUGGUCAUAGUCGAGGGCUUAUCUGGUGACUGUGGAACACAUCUGACGAUAUGUUUAUUCAACGUGGUUGUGUUCGAAACGGACCCGGGGAAAAUACGUCAUUUCAGUCCCUUGCACUAAACAUGCCCUUAUGCUUUGUCAGCGGUCUCU